Messenger RNA from Thunnus maccoyii (southern bluefin tuna), 2406 nucleotides. Its product is annotated as complement C1q tumor necrosis factor-related protein 3-like. The coding region runs from base 1497 to 2177 and encodes 226 amino acids. Gene Ontology annotation, molecular function: protein binding. NCBI's taxonomy places the organism in Eukaryota, Metazoa, Chordata, Actinopteri, Scombriformes, Scombridae. The record is from RefSeq and is a predicted model, not a curated record. The transcript is spliced from 5 exons.
UAGGCACUAAAAGUGAAGUGAGGAUGCUUUAAGGAUGCGUUAGGGUUUAGAGCGUCAGGGUUAGAUAAUUUGUCAGUAUGAUUUGUUUUCAGGGAAUGAGGAAAUAUUCAAAGAACAAUUUGAUGGACCAUAAAAAUAUCAAUUUCAUGGGUGUGCUAGUUGAUCCAUCCAAGUUCAAACCUGGCUAGUCCUGUUCUUAACAGGAAAAAAAUACCUAACCAUGUAAUCAAAGUAAUUAAGUGCUCCCAAGUCCCGACUGACAAAAAAACAAAACAAAACAAAAAAACGUGGUGCAGGCACGAAAGAUACUUCCAAUCGAAAUACAUCAGUUUGAAAGUCGUGCCGUGAUACUGGGUUAUUGUGUUGUACACGUGUAAGCAGCAUGAUCUUUGUCGUGCUAGAAUGGCAUCUUGCAGGUGUUGUCAGAUUGCAUUUGUGCUUGUCAUGUUGAUAGAUUUGGCCCACAUAACUGAUCCAUUUAAGUAACUUUCAAUCUAAGGUGCUUAUUAAUGUGACAACAUUAAAUAAAUACAGGGAGGUGUUCUAUUUUAUUCUAUUGUACACUAGAGAAGUUAAAAUUCCCCUCCGCUAAAGAAUGUGUUUUGCUUGUUUCUUCACUCUUAUGUUUGCACUUCCUUGUGCAGAUUGAUGUACGUGCAAACUUCAAUACUGGAAGGAAAAUGUUUCUCCGUGCUCACCUUAAACCUCAGUUUAAGGAGUGAACUUACAAGCCUGAUUUUCAGAUAUUCCAACUAGUUUGGAAGCCAGUCGUGUCUGGUCAAGGUCUAAAAUGCAACUUUCACGUGUGUGAUGUGGAAACUUGAGACCAUACAUGAUUAUAAUCUUGUGUCUCAUAGAAAAAAAAAAAAUAUCAGACACAAAUAAAUAUUCAAAGCAGAGUAACUUUACGUGUUAAAACAUCUUUAAUUUGUUAGGCAGCAAACAGAAUGUGCUUUAAAUGCAUAUAAAACCAUCAAGAAUAUAUACAGAUUUUUCACUCUAAAUAAACUAUUGAACUAUUAAUAAUGUGGAUUUUAUUAUUGCCUAGAAGCAGGGCUUUUUAAUUAGAGUGUAACUCCAGUCAAAGUUGUAAGAUUUCAAGAAAAUGGAACUCAAGCUGUGAUUUCCUCGUUCCGAUGUCGGCAACAUGUAUGACGUGAAACCUGUUGGGGGUCAGCCCUGUGUUCCCUCAUGAAUGUUUUUUCACAUCCAGAUUAGGCCCCAUGUUCCCUCUGCAUCACAGCUGGCCCUUCCAUAACAGGCCCAAAGGUUGGGGGUUAGGGUUAGGGGAUAGGGUUUAGAGCGUCGGGGUUAUAUAAGACCAGUAUGUUUUGUUUUCGGGGAAUGAGGAAAUAUUCAAAGAACGAUUUGAUGGACCAUGAAAACAUCAAUUUCAUGGCCACCGCCCUGACCUUCAUGCCUUUUUAUGCUGCGCGAUAGAAAGGUCGCACAGGUUGGUAGUUUUCAGUUCAACUGCGGAAACUGUCAGUGUGAGAAUGAAGAUCUCUGUGUUUUUCCCGCUGUUGUUGCUGGUCUGCUCUGUCUCCACAGAUCCGAUUAAGAAGAAGGCAGAUAAUAAACUGAUUGACAACCUGCAUUACGAGCCUAUUCCGUAUCACAUCCAUGGUGUGCUGAUAGAGAUGACCGCCUCAUUGGCUGAACAGAAGGUGGAGAUGAGACACUUACAAAAAGAUAAGUAUUAUGUCAAAAACAUUUUGUCACUUUUUGUUAGUUUUGUGUUGUUGUUAAAGAUUUUAUUACACAUUGCACAGACAGAAAAGCUGAAAGAACUGGACAAGCUGCAGACUGAAGCGGACAAGCAGAAGCAACAGCUGCAAGCCCGGCAGGUGGCUUUCUCAGCUGCUCUGUCAGCUGAAGGUUCAAAAACUCUCGGCCCCUAUGAGACACACACUAAUCUGGUCUUCGAAUAUGUCGCCACAAACAUCGGAUGUGCCUACAACUCAAACACAGGUAUUUUCACUGCACCGGUGAGAGGAGCCUACCACUUUGAGUUCUACAUAGGUGUACGUGGAGAUAAUCAUCAUCCUUCAGCUGGUGCGUUGGUCAAGAAUCAAGAUCAUGUUUUUAGCGCAUUUGAGAAACAGACGUCACAUUAUGGGAGUACCUCUAAUGGUGGCACACUGAUUCUGGAGGUUGGAGAUCCGUUUGAAUGCUGACGCAAGGAUAUAUGACGGUCCCGGUCACCAUUGCACCUUCAGUGGUCAUCUGCUUUUCGCCAUGUGAGAGGGAAACAAUCCCUGUUUUUCAUCACCUUUAUGAUGCAUGUUUUUGUUGUCUUUAGCCAAUCUUGCACUUAACUGAUCUUAAAUGUAAUCUGAUUAUCUUGAAACACUGUUUCUGAUUCAUUUUCCUGAUUAUGUUUUGAAUUAAAGCAUAAAAAGAUAA